Molecule: messenger RNA, 714 nt
Organism: Mus caroli (Ryukyu mouse)
Lineage: Eukaryota; Metazoa; Chordata; Mammalia; Rodentia; Muridae
Product: olfactory receptor 2AG1-like
Biological process (GO): G protein-coupled receptor signaling pathway
Cellular component (GO): membrane
Molecular function (GO): olfactory receptor activity; G protein-coupled receptor activity
Source: RefSeq, a predicted model, not a curated record
AUGGAGCUUUGGAACUCUACCUUGGGAAGUGGCUUCAUCUUGGUUGGAAUCCUGGAUGACAGUGGCUCUCCUGAAAUGCUCUGUGCCACAUUCACAGCCCUGUACAUGUUGGCUAUGAUCAGCAAUGGGAUACUGCUCCUGGUCAUCACCAUGGAUGCCCGGCUCCAUGUGCCCAUGUAUCUUCUGCUCUGGCAGCUUCCUCUUAUGGAUCUACUCCUCACAUCAGUCAUCACUCCUAAGGCUGUUAUAGAUUUUCUGCUUAAAGACAACAGUAUCUCCUUUGGGGGCUGUGCCCUUCAAAUGUUCCUGGAACUGACACUGGGUGGUGCAGAAGACCUUCUUCUGGCCUUUAUGGCCUAUGACAGGUAUGUGGCUAUUUGUCACCCUCUGAACUAUAUGACCUUCAUGAAACCUAGGAUCUGCUGGCUUGGAGUGUUCACAUCAUGGACCCUGGCAUCUCUGAGUGCAGUAGGAUAUACCAUCUACACCAUGCAAUACCCUUUCUGCAAAUCUAGGAAGAUCAGACACCUGUUCUGUGAGAUCCCUCCGUUGCUGAAGCUGGCCUGUGCAGACACCUCCAAAUAUGAGCUCAUGGUUUAUGUGAUGGGUGUGAUCUUCCUACUUCUCCCUCUUGCUGCCAUAUUAGAGACUUGGAAUUUGAUUAUAUAUGUUAAAUGCUCUUUGACACUAUUCUUCAUAAGUAUAUUCUUAUAG